AUGCAUGCGUUGGUGAAUGUCUUUCUGCGCUGCCUGUGUUUGCUAUUGCCUCCCUCUUGGCUUUGUGUGAGCUCGUUGUGGGCUGGGAGUGCGUGUGAGAAGACCAAUCCCGAGGCUCGUGUGGGGAGCAGAAAGCCUCUUACAUAUGAGGAAGUGCAGGCAGCCGCGGCGGUGGCAGUAGAAGCACACGGAGCCUCUAGUCCACCUCCACGGCCCCUCUCCGCAGCUCAAAGAGGCGUCUUUCUGGUCGCUACAAGCCCUACUGUUCCUCAGGCCCCUGCUUCAGCUCUGGGCCGGUCCAAGGGUCUCUGGCGAGCCGUGGAGCGCCUCUUCCACGCACCGUGGAGCUUCCUCCGCCAUCACUGGUGCCCGAAGAAUCGCGCCCCAUUCCCCGCGUGCGCUGUCGACUUCCAGGCAGACGAUACUACUGCACGUCCCGGAGCCCAGGAGAUCCACGAAGGCACCUCAUCUCACCCCGACAACAUGAGUGGCUUUGUGGGCAUCCACAAGAUGAAGCCGUCAAAGUGCAUUUCAGACGGAGAUGAGGUAAUCACGGUGGAUAAGCUCUCGCAGGAGAUGGGGACUGUGACGAUAACUGUGGCCAUUCAAGCUGCGGAGGAGGACGAGGAGCCGGAGGAGCUGUCAUCCAACAACAUUGACAUCCUCGGGGGCAGCUGUAGUGAAGACGACCUGGGCAGGCAUGACAAAUCAAGUGGAGCAGGGACCAGUGGAGGUGAACUGGAAGAGGAGAGCUGGCAGCCCCCAGACUCGGAACUCAUUCACAAAUUGGUUUCCCAAAUUGAGUUCUACCUGUCUGAUGAGAACUUGGAACAUGAUGCCUUUCUUCUAAAACAUGUGCGACGUAAUAAACUUGGAUUUGUCAGUGUCAAGUUGCUCACCUCUUUUAAAAAGGUGAAGCACUUGACUCGUGACUGGAGAACAACUGCCUAUGCUCUCAGACAUUCCAACAUAUUGGAGUUAAAUGACGAGGGACGCAAAGUGCGUCGCAAGUCUGCGGUCCCAGUCUUUGCCAGUGAGUCUUUGCCAAGCCGCAUGCUGCUGUUAAGUGAUUUGCAGAGGUGGCCAGAUCUAGCUGCACUGACUGGGGCCGCUAAAGAAAACGGAGGUAACGAAGGAGGUGCCAUGCAGCAGGAGCAGCUAAUGAAGCUGUUGCUUAAAGCUUUUGGAACAUAUGGCGCCAUAGCUUCUGUUAGAGUCCUGAAACCUGGAAAAGAUCUGCCUGCCGAUCUGAAGAGGUUAAGUGGACGCUACUCUCAACUUGGCACUGAGGAAUGUGCCAUCGUUGAGUUUGAGGAAGUGGAGGCUGCUGUCAAAGCUAAUGAAGCGGUGGGAAAUGAAGAUGGAGGCUCGAGUUCUUUAGGGUUAAAAGUGGUCCUUAUUGGCACCAAACCACCAAAGAAAAAAGUACCAAAAGAGCGUCCACGUGAGGAAGGAGGGAUGCGCAAAAGUCGCUCUCUCAACAGCAGAGUUCGGGAACUCCAGUACCAUGGAGAUGACUCCGCCUGCAGCUCAUCUGAAACUGAGAGUAAUCCCACAUCACCAAGGUUAGCCAGAAAGUCCCUGUCCUGCAACAAGCUCAGCCCCACAACUGCAGGCAUCAGUUUCCAGAACAAUCACCUGAGCCCAGGGAUGUCCCCCCGCAACAGCCCCUGGUCCAGUCCUCGAGCCAGUCCGUGCUCUCAGCGCAAAAGCCCCCAUUCACACAAGUCUCCCUUGGCCAGUGAAGGCCGGCUCAGCCCUGAGGCUGGCCGUCGGUGGGCUGACUACUCCUCAGACAGUAGCCUUACUCCUUCAGGAAGCCCCUGGGUGCAGCGUAGAAAGCAGGUGGCAUCACAGGAGAGCAGCCCAGUAGGGAGCCCUAUGCUGGGCAGAAAGAUUCAGAAUGCGGAUGGUCUUCCACCUGGUGUGAUGAGGCUACCCAAGGGCCCAGAUGGAACCCGUGGCUUUCACUGUGCUACAAUUGCGGAGAGGGGAAAAACUACUGCCACUCAGACUUGA
This is a messenger RNA of Knipowitschia caucasica, 2019 nucleotides long. Lineage: Eukaryota; Metazoa; Chordata; Actinopteri; Gobiiformes; Gobiidae. The record is from the annotation of a GenBank genome assembly.